UAAAAAACUUUGCGCUUUAAAGACAACAACAAACAACAUUAAAUAAGAUUCAUGGCAACGACUCAAUCACACACCUCAGAUCUUACUUCAGAGGAGCAACCUGCUAGUUUGGACAUCAUGAAGGAGCAGCAGAAUGUCCCGGUAAACAACGAGACAUCAGCUUCUUUUAAGUCCUCCCAGGAAGCUGCAGUUGUAGUUCAUCCAGCAAAAGUUGCUCCACUAACUGGACCUUAUGGUUUAGCCGGUGAUUUUGCUGGACACUUACCUAGCAGCAUCCUCUCUCCUCAAGCGCAAGGCUUUUACUAUAGAGGUUAUGAAAACCCCACAGGCGAAUGGGACGAAUAUUCCUCGUAUGUCAAUGUUGAAGGAUUGGACAUCACAUCUCCUGUUGGCUUCAAUGAGAAUGCUUCUCUGGUCUACCAAACGGGAUAUGGAUACAACCCUCAAAUGCCGUAUGGGCCAUAUUCCCCUGCAGCAAGUCCCUUGCCUUCUGAGGGGCAGUUGUAUUCGCCUCAGCAAUUUCCGUUUUCGGGGGCAUCACCGUAUUACCAGCAGGUAGUUCCUCCUAGCAUGCAAUAUAUUACUUCUCCAACUCAGCCCGAGCUCACCAGCCUUGUCGGUGUUGACCAACAAGGUGAUAACAUCGGACCACGCCCGUCCUACCAUCCUCAUCCCAUUGGACCUUUUAAUGGAAACCAGCCAAACCUUGGUUUUCCUGAAUGGCAGCAAGGUUUUGACGGGGGAAUAUGGUCAGAUUGGUCCAAGCCUUCUGAUAUGCACAGACAUUCUUCUUCUAUUUCUCCGGCUUUAUCUCCUCAGCCACUCGGCUCAUUUGGAUCAUAUGGCCAGAACAUUCCCAUGGGGUCACAGCGACAGAGAUCGUUUUACGGUUUUGGAUCUGGUUCGAACUCUUAUAACAGAGGUUAUAUGCAUAGUGGUGGUCGUGGCCAGGGUUCUAACUAUGGAAGUAGACUAAUUUCUAAUGUGGGUAUGGGAAACCACGGCUGGAUUGGGGUUGACAACAGUCGAGGGCGUGGAAGGGUUAGUGAUCCAUCUUUGGGUGGUGGUUAUAAUGGUACAUUUGAUAUCCUCAAUGAGCAAAAUCGAGGACCAAGGGCUUCAAAGCCUAAGACUCAGGUCUCAGAGGAGCUUGAUUCUGCUGCUGAUUCUAAGAAAAAUAACAAAGGCAGUGCAAAGGAACACGAGGAAUCCAACAACGCGGACUUUGUCACCGACUACAAUAACGCCAAGUUGUUCAUCAUCAAGUCUUACAGUGAAGACAAUGUUCACAAAAGCAUCAAAUACAAUGUAUGGGCUAGCACCCCUAAUGGAAACAAAAAGCUUGACGCUGCUUAUCGUGAGGCCAAGGAUGAGAAAGAACCGUGUCCACUGUUUCUUCUGUUCUCGGUAAAUGCGAGUUCCCAAUUCUGUGGUGUAGCGGAGAUGGUUGGACCUGUUGAUUUUGAGAAGAGCGUUGAUUACUGGCAACAGGACAAAUGGAGUGGACAGUUCCCAGUGAAGUGGCACAUUAUCAAAGAUGUUCCAAACAGUCAGUUCCGCCACAUUAUAUUGGAAAACAAUGACAAUAAGCCUGUGACUAAUAGUCGAGAUACCCAAGAAGUAAAACUGGAACAGGGCAUCGAGAUGCUAAAGAUCUUCAAGAACUACGAUGCUGAAACGUCAAUCUUGGAUGAUUUCGGGUUUUAUGAAGAGAGGGAGAAAAUUAUACAGGACCGGAAGGCAAGAAGACAGCCAAGCUUGCCAUCUGCAGGAGUAGUAGCAGGAGAAAAUGAACAUAAACCUGCUUCUGUUGCAUUGCCCACAGACUUCAUGAAGAACAUGUCCAAGAGUUUUGCGCAAGUUGUCCGCUUGGACGAAGGCAGCAAAGAAGCAGGCAAGGCCAGUUCACCUCCAGAUACAAUUACAACAACAGCAGCAGUCUCUUCUGGUCAAUCCAACUAGUAAGUAAAAGACAUCAAUUAGCAAAGACUAUGUUUUCAAAUUCCAUAAUAUGAUCUUUUGUUUGUUCUAAGAAGGUAUUCAAAUGAAAUUUUACGUCUGACCGGGUCUGGUUUUUGUGUAAAGCAAGCCUCUUUUUGCCCUUUUCUGCUUCCGGGGUAUUUAGCCAAAUUUGAUUCAUUUCCCUCUUUUCAAUGUUCUAUAAUACCCUCACUCUUCUGGGUUGAUAGAAAAAGAAGAUGAAGAAGAUAAUGUAUGAAAUACAAUAUAAUGUUGCUCUUGUAAAGUUGGCCUCAUUUAUCU
Molecule: messenger RNA, 2262 nt
Organism: Arabidopsis lyrata subsp. lyrata
Lineage: Eukaryota; Viridiplantae; Streptophyta; Magnoliopsida; Brassicales; Brassicaceae
Exons: 9
Coding region: 52-1962 (636 amino acids)
Biological process (GO): mRNA destabilization
Cellular component (GO): cytoplasm
Molecular function (GO): mRNA binding
Source: RefSeq, a predicted model, not a curated record